Messenger RNA from Phialemonium atrogriseum, 6365 nucleotides. Its product is annotated as nuclear protein 96-domain-containing protein. NCBI's taxonomy places the organism in Eukaryota, Fungi, Ascomycota, Sordariomycetes, Cephalothecales, Cephalothecaceae. Gene Ontology annotation, biological process: telomere tethering at nuclear periphery; RNA export from nucleus; protein import into nucleus. The coding region runs from base 445 to 6093 and encodes 1882 amino acids. The transcript has 3 exons. Gene Ontology annotation, cellular component: nuclear pore; nuclear pore cytoplasmic filaments. The record is from RefSeq and is a predicted model, not a curated record. Gene Ontology annotation, molecular function: structural constituent of nuclear pore; RNA binding.
CACCAAACUUUCUCCCUCAAAGAACCCGUUCGGAGCCAACCACUCUGGUUCUACGACACCAGUUUGCUGUCUUCUACCACUCAUUCUAUCUUCUUCGCAAGCAUUACAGUCCUCUCGUCCUCCUAGAACGACGAGGGCGACUGUAUUUUUUUUCCCUCGCGCACCAUAUGUUUUUGAACUCGAUUUAAUCCACGGACCUCACUUUCCACUUCGGCGCCGUACCGAGUGAAGCCUUGCUCGGCGGGCAAGCACACUGCGCUGAGAGAAUUUUCUCAUUUCCCAUCAGAUCCGCCUUGGCCACGGUCGCCAUCGCGGAUUUUUCGACGCGUUCGGCGCGUAACUCACCGCCUUCCGUCGCGACAAACCUCUCACUAGCUCGACGUCAAGAGCACAACAUAACCUUGCUCUCCUGACCUCGACCCCGCGCCGCCCUGCGCUGACACGAUGUCGUUUGGCGGAAGCUUCGGUGGCUUCGGCCAGAACAAGCCAGCCCAGCCAGCUGGAUUCGGUGGAUUCGGCACGAAUACGAAUACCGCUACAGGUUCCGGUUUCGGCGCGACCAAUACCAAUGCUUUUGGAGCCAACACCAAUACUGGCGGCACCGGAGGAAUGUUUGGAGGCUCAACCGGUGGCUUCGGUGCCAGCACGGGCGGAUUCGGCCAGAACACCGGCGGCGCAUUUGGCGCGAAACCUGCCUUCGGCGCAGCCACAACCUCGAGCGGUGGAGGUAUGUUUGGCUCGACCACAGCAACAGCAGGAAACACGGGCUUUGGUGGCGGGUUCGGCUCGGCCAACACUGCUGCCUCAACGCCAUUCGGAGGAUCAGCUGGAGGUGGAUCAUCACUUUUCGGAGCCGGAAACAAACCCGCAGGGUUCGGCACGACGACGACACCUGCCACGGGUGGCUCAAUGUUUGGCGGCGCCGGCGGAGCUUUUGGAUCUACAAGCGCAGGCGGCUUUGGUGCGGCAAACAACCCCGGCAUUGGAGCCAACAUUGGCGAUCCUCCUGGCACCGCCCAGGUCCCGUUCACGGCAACGAUGGAGAAGGAAGUGAACAACCCAUCCCAGAGCAACUCGUACCAGAACAUUCUCUUCAUGGAGCCCUACAAGAAAUGGUCGGCGGAGGAGCUGAGACUGGCUGAUUACACCCAGGGUCGCCGCCAUGGCAACGCCAGUGGUGCAGGUGCGUUCGGUGUGAGCUCUGGCUUUGGAGGCGGAUUCGGCGCCAAUACACAGCAGAACACUGGUGGGUUUGGAACCGCCGCCGCGGCCCCAGCCACCGGCACAGGCAUUUUCGGCGGGGGCCAGCCCGCGAGCACUGGAUUUGGGGCCGCCUCGUCCAACACUGGCGGCUUUGGCGGUAGCGGCGGUCUGUUUGGUGCGAACAAGCCGGCUGCAACGGGCGGCCUCUUUGGGAAUCCGCAGCAGCCAGCCCAGACUCAGACUGGCGGCGCCUUCGGGGGCGGGUUCGGCAGUACGGCCAACACGCAAUCCGCAUUCGGGGCCAACACCGGUGCUGCCCAGGGUAUGUUCGGGACCAACACAGCCCAGAACAAGCCUAGCGGAUUCAGCUUCGGCAACGCAAAUGCCACCCCUUCGACCGGAUUUGGCGCCACGAAUACGCAGGGUGCCUUCGGCGCCAACACAGCCAAUGCCAACACGGGGACGGGCAUGUUUGGCAACGCGAACCAGCCCAGUACGGGAGGCGGAGUGUUCGGGAAUACUGGGCAGCAGAACACGACAGGCGGGUUCGGCGCUGGCACCGGCUUUAGCGCACAGAACCAGACCACGGGAAGUUCAUUGUUCGGUAAUCAGAAUGCUCAGAACAAACCCGGCGGUCUAUUCGGCAACACCGGUACUACAACCGCAGGCGGCGGCGCGUUUGGCUCUACUGCAAACACUCAAACCCCCUUCGGGCAGGCGACCAAUACCCAGGCACAGGGCGGCAGUCUAUUCGGGAACAAGCCGGCAGCCACUGGCGGGGGCAUAUUUGGCACGAGUACCACCGGUCAAGCAGGAAAUACCGGAGGCGGCGGGAUUUUUGGCUCCUUGGGUUCCAACACACAGACCCAGCAGCCAGCUCAGUCUUCCGUAUUCGGAGGUCUUGGCCAGACCCAAGCCCAGAAGCCGUCUUUGUUCGCCCCGGCAAACCAGGGGGCAGGCGGUAGUAUUUUCGGGGGCCAGAGUAACCAGCCAUCCACUGGCAUGUUCGGCAACACUGGCCAACAACAGCAGCAGCAGUCGAAUCCGGCUGGCUCAAUGUUCGGCAUGUCGCAAAACAACCAAGCGCCGCAGUCCCUGUCGACGAGCAUCAACGAUAUCUCCGCCUAUGGCGCCGCCUCCUUGUUCUGCAACCUCAGCAAUGAGCCUCAGAAUCCCGGCCCACUGGCCACCCCGCUGUCGAGCAACAAGUCCAAGGCCAAGAGCCGUUCGAUCUUGCCCAUGUACAAGCUGAGCCCGGCCAACGCUUCCCGCUUCACCACCCCGCAGAAGCGUGGCUUUGGCUUCUCGUACAGCACCUACGGGACUCCCACUAGCCCGGCCAGUGCCGCUAGUACACCUGGAGGACUGGGCCAGAGCCUGCUCGCUGGUAGCAUCGGCCGUGGUUUGGGCAAGAGCAUUUCCACAAGCAAUCUGCGUCGCAGCUUCAAUGUCGAAGACUCCAUCCUUACUCCGGGAGCCUUCUCUGCUAGCUCCAGCGUCCGACUGCACGGAGGCACGGGCAGUCACAAGAAGCUCAUUAUCAACCGGGAGAUGCGCACCGACCUGUUUUCCUCGCCAACCAAGGACAAGCAGGUUCAGGACACCCUAAACGGACCUCGUAAACUCAACAAGCGCGUGAGCUUCGACACCAGCAUUGUCCCCGCCAUCGAGAACGGCGGUCAGGAUAAACCGAGCCCGUCACCCGACAACCCUCUGGCAGAUGGUCAGGACCUGGGCUACUUGCGACCAUCAGCGAGCCGGUCCACCAACGGCGUCAAUGGCACCAAGCAGGGCGGCCCUGCUGCUCCGGACGCGCCUGAGAUGGAGCAGGUCAAGGGCAAUGAGCUUGCCAUCGUCCACGAAGAGGACUCUGUUCCGGCAGCGGUCCGCCAACACCAACCCGAGACUGGUUCGGAUAAGGAGCCCGGAUCGUACUGGAUGCAGCCUACCAGGGAGGAAAUUCUCGACAUGAACCGAAUGCAGCGCCAGAAAGUUGCUGGCUUCACUGUCGGCCGUGAGAACGUCGGUUCUGUUAAAUUCAAGGUCCCCGUCGAUCUCAGCAACAUCGACAUCGACCAAAUUUGCAACAGCAUUGUCAUCCUGCAGCCACGAUCGGCCACCGUCUACCCUAUUGCGGCCAAGAAGCCUCCCGUGGGUAAAGGACUGAAUGUCCCCGCCCAAAUCUCCCUGGAGCAAUCUUGGCCGCGCGCCAAGGACAGGAGAACGCCCGUCCAGGAUCAGAACAGCAGCCGGUUCAACAAGCACAUUGAGCGCCUGAAGCGAAUCCCCGAUACCACCUUUGAGAGCUACAACAAGGAUACGGGCGUGUGGACGUUCUCGGUUGAGCACUUCACCACCUACGGGCUCGAGUAUGACGAGGAUGAGACAGAGGUGGAUGCUACCGCGGAGACGUCGUCCUUGAAGUUACCCGACACCACCCAUACGGGUACGAAUGUCGACGAGGCUGUCCCAUCGCCAGAGCCUGAGCGUGAUGACACGUUUGAUUUCAAGCGGAACCGGCGCGCUCUUCCCGGAGCAUUUGACGGUACGGCCUUGUCAGAUGAUGAAGAUAUGGCCGAGUCUGACCAGCUGCAGCGCGCCCAGUCUGAAGAAAUUGAGAUGCACGACGACGUGCACUCCUUCCUAGAUCUCGCGACCGCGGCGGAGGACUUUCUGGGACCGAGUCAGCACCAUGACAUUGACCAUGAGGCGGCGAUGCCGAUGUCGGGGGCGGUGGAGGUCUGGAGGGAAGAUGCAGAGACGGCUGGAGAAGGUCAACUUGGUGAUGCGGAGUCGAUGGAGGAUCAGGGCGACUAUCAACUGUCUCGGUCAGUUGGCAACGACCAAGUCCCCGCCGGCAUUAUGAGGGCUAGGAUGCGGGCAAUCAAAAAGUCGACAGCACCAACUCGCAUCCAAGUCGCAGGUGGCAACGACUGGACCCAGGUACUGCAGGAAAGUGUGAAGACGCCGAGAAGGAUGAAUCGAAGUGAGCUGCGGGCCCUCAACGAGUCGGGUGCAGCGUGGGAAGUAGAGGAUCGUGGCACUCCGGCGCCAAAGCCAAGCCACGUGCCUGAGGGGCCAGGCUUUGCGACAAGCCUCGACAUGAUGAGGUCUCUCUUUGAGAAGGGCCCGACUCAGCCUGCGCAGGCCACGCCCGCAAAAGGUUUCGUAAAGUGGCCUUACCAGCGACGGAAUAAAAUUGUACGUGAUGAGGAGGAAGUGCCUGGUCAGACAUCCCGCGGCACACCACAUGUAAGCUGGGGACCUCGAGGAACCAUUAUCACGGCAUCCAGCGACGAGGCUGCACCGGCAGGCCAAGUCUCUAUUCACUCUGCCAGCCCGGAACCGGGCCAGAAGUCUCCCAGCCUGCAAAUCAGCAUGAACUUGACCAGCAUCGACCUGGUGAACGGCAUUCCCGCUGCUGCUCUGAAGGCUCCAGUCAGUGUCAAGUCUCUUUCGAGCGGCGGUGACGUCGUGUGGGAGCUUGCCAGCGUCUUGUUUGACGACGAUGGAGCCGACCUCUCGGCCUUUUGGCAGCGCUUGGUCGACGAAUCCACCACCCGCUCCAUCGCCCAAGCUCCCACCCUCGAAGAAAAGGCCGUCGCUUGUAUCGCGGGCCAUCGCGUGGUCGAUGCCUGCAAACACCUUCUGGAAGGCAAGAAUUUCCGUCUUGCCACACUGGUAUCCACCAUUGGCUCCGAUGACCAGGCGAAGAAGGAUAUCCGCGCGCAGAUCCAGGACUGGCAGAAGUCCAACGUGCUCUCCGAGUUCGCCGAGCCCAUCAGGGCAAUCUACGAGUUGAUUUCGGGUAAUACCUGCGUCUGCGCCGGCGUCAAGAAUGCGCCCAUCGAAAACCGCGUGUCGUCGUUUGUCAUUUCGGAGCGUUUCGGCCUCGAUUGGAUGCAGUCAUUUGGGCUCCGUCUGUGGUAUGGGGCUACGAGGAGCGCCGCGGAGGCUGUGCGUUCGUUCCAGCACGAUAUCGAGCAAGACCGAGAGGCGGAGCCGGAUAGUCCAUUGUGGAGCCUCCUGAAGCUAUAUGCCGUUCGUGAGGUUGACUACUCGGACUAUCGCCUCGACUGGCAGCUUGGCCGUGCCCUCUACGCGACCGGAAAACUCUCCUUCGGACAGAUGGCCGCCGAGAAGCUGGAUACGGCCACGCUCGCGUUCGCUGCGCAGCUCACGACCGAAGGAAGCUGGGUUUCUGCAGUCUUUGUGCUGCUUCACCUCUCGAACCCCGCCGGGCGAACCAAGGCCAUUCGAGACCUCAUAGGCCGGCAGGCCCAUCUCAUUUCCCCACAGAAGACGGAGCAGGACGGCAUAUUCGCAACUCUGACCCAAAAGUUCAAGAUCCCUGCCAAGUGGAUCUGGGAGGCCAAGGCGCUGCAUGCGCGAUCCCUGGACAAAGACCCCGUGGCCGAGUUCUCCUACCUCAUUCUAGCGGAGGACUUCCUCGAGGCGAACCGGACCUUCCUGAAGCGGGUGGCGCCCACGGCGAUCAUCCAGAGGAAGUAUGCCCAGCUCUUCGAGUACGCCCAGCUCCUCUACCACAUCAGGGACAAGCUGCCCAACUGGUCCAGCGGCGCCGCCGUAUACCUCCUGUUCCCGGCCACGCGCAACUGGAACGGGUCGCAGCUGCCCGACUGGAUCGACGAGCUGGUGCACGGCCUGGGGUCCCUCAAGGCGGCCACGGCCGAUGACGACGUCCUCGAGGCGGCGGCCAUCGCGGACAUGGCCGAGGACCUGGUCAGGCUCGGGGUGAACGUCCACCGCAGGGGCGGCGAUCCGAAGCUGUACAAGCUGGCAGCGGCCCUACCCCUGACCGAGGAUAGGAGGCAGAAGUAUCUGAAGGAUCUAGUCUUUGAGGGGAUGGCUCAGAUUGGGGUUCACUAGCGGGGGGUUGGUGAGAAGGAAAGGGGGGAACGACGUUUUGCGGCUGCUGUUUCCAGCGUCGCGUGUACCCACCCUACUUAAUAGGCUGGAUGGUAUGGUUCAUAGGAUGGAUGGAGGAUAAAAGUUAGCAAUACUCUUCUGAGACCCGUUAAUAACUGGGAAUUGAGCAAAUUGAGUAGAUUGAGUAGAUAGAUGACCUAAUGCAGCAGUUCUGCCAACCAAGUUCCUUGCCCGACAUGACCCUGUCGAAGUGCCAAAUCCUGGGAAUUAUG